Molecule: messenger RNA, 1764 nt
Organism: Aspergillus alliaceus
Lineage: Eukaryota; Fungi; Ascomycota; Eurotiomycetes; Eurotiales; Aspergillaceae
Product: zinc-binding alcohol dehydrogenase family protein
Exons: 1
Coding region: 232-1218 (328 amino acids)
Molecular function (GO): oxidoreductase activity
Source: RefSeq, a predicted model, not a curated record
GCGCACUAAUGAGGCCAACAAGGCUCCAUCGCAAAUAUUGGAUCAUGGUGUAGUGGGCAAGACAUCGGCGUGGAUGUAAAAGCAGUAGCCGUGGGCUUUGAAUGCCAAGACCCGUUGCGGUUGGAAUGACGCUGAUCAAGGGCAACAACCAAAAAUGUAUCUUGUUCCAACUACUGAUUCAUCAUCUAUCUCAUCGUGAACUCCAGUAUACCUAAAACAAGGUGCUACACUAUGUCUACGAUGCGAGCGGUGGUCGUCCACACGGCCGGACCCCCCGACGUUCUCCAAGUCAUACAAUAUCCCAUUCCCCAACCCGGUCCGGGACAAGUCCGAAUUAAAGUCAAGGCAUUCGGACUUAAUCGGUCGGAAAUGUUCACCCGGCAGGGCCACUCGGGCUCCGCCGUCCAGUUCCCCCGCAUCCUCGGCAUCGAAGCCGUGGGCAUAAUCGACGCCGCCCCAGGCCUGGAAGACCGAUUUCCGCCCGGAGCCACCGUCGCUACAGCUAUGGGUGGAAUGGGUCGAGCCUUUGAUGGUGGGUAUGCGGAGUAUACGUGCGUACCGGCCCAGCAGGUACAGAUUGUGAAGACGAAGUUACCCUGGGAAGUGUUGGGGGCGCUUCCUGAGAUGCUGCAGACAGCCUGGGGGUCGGUGAUACGGUCACUCUCUCUGAGGCCUAAGGAUCGGUUGUUGAUCCGUGGUGGAACGUCCUCUGUGGGGCUGGCGGCUGCGGCGAUUGCUAAGAAACACGGAGCGUUUGUGGCGUCGACGACUAGAAAGAAGGACAGAGAGGCGUUGCUACGGGGUCAAGGGGUGGACGAGGUUUGGAUUGAUAACGGGGCUAUUGCUCAGCAGAUUGCCGCGACAUCGGGCCAAUAUUUCGACAAGGUGCUCGAGCUUGUGGGAACGGCGACCUUGGCCGAUUCAUUCAAGUGCGUGAAGAGGGGAGGGACUGUUUGUAUGACAGGGAUUUUGGGGAACGAGUGGCAUUUGGAUAAGAUCAACCCGAUGGAGUUGAUCCCGAGUGAAUCGAAACUGACAACAUAUUCUGGGAUGGACGAGCAAUUCAUGGGAACACCGCUGGAUAUACUGGUCAAAAUGAUCGAGGAGGAGAAGCUCCAGGUUCGGGUGGGACGAGUGUUCCGGUUACAGGAGAUUGUGGAGGCCCACCGCUGCAUGGAAGGAGAUGAGGCAGAAGGGAAGAUUGUAGUAGUUCCAUAGAUGUGAUUGCUAUCUGUGAUCGUUUAUUCGAUGAUUCUUAAGUCUAGAAGGGUCGUUAGAUCUCAUUUAUGCUAUGAAUAGAGCAAUUGGCUGGAGUGAGUGGACACAGCCGGGUGAUUCAAAAACGAUCGAGUCAACCAGCGCCGGGAUACCCUGGUAAUAGGUGAAUAACAGCAUUUAGCACCAGGCCUCGAUUGGUUGCCGAGUGAUGAUCGAUGUGGCACGACAGCAAGCAGUGCACCCCGACAUUUCAACAAUCCCUGGGACUGGGGUGAAUUGCAAAGGUGGGAUGCUGAAGAGUGACAUUGCAUAUGCUAAGCACUGAUACACAUUUUGUGACAUACAUUAGAGAUUGCUGAAGGGUGAGUUGGAUUUUAGGUCUAUUGCAAGCGAGUGAUAAAACAGAAACUAGUCCAGGUGCGUGCUCAGUUAAUGAUUUAGAACAAAGAUCGAGGGAACGGGCAUAUUAUCUUGGCUAGAACGUUGCAUAUAAAGAAAUUUCCACCAGGGUAUGAUCCGAAAGAGAAUGGAACCGUGGAAUAUAGC